Cucurbitaria berberidis CBS 394.84 is the source of this 1491-nucleotide messenger RNA. Its product is annotated as FAD-binding domain-containing protein. NCBI's taxonomy places the organism in Eukaryota, Fungi, Ascomycota, Dothideomycetes, Pleosporales, Cucurbitariaceae. The coding region runs from base 1 to 1491 and encodes 496 amino acids. Gene Ontology annotation, molecular function: FAD binding. The record is from RefSeq and is a predicted model, not a curated record. The transcript has a single exon.
AUGUUAGACCUUUUACUCUUCUUUUUUCUCGCCCUUAUUCUACCACAUUCGGCACAUGCGAGCACCUGCUCGUCAGUCGAGGCGCUAGGGUCCAUUGAAGUUACCUAUUCCUUGAACCUAGCAUACAUCCAAGAGCAGACUCAAUACUGGUCAACAUCUUGCUCUGCUCUUCGCCCUUCAUGUAUCCUUUUCCCAAAAACCGUAGAAGAGGUCUCGACCAUUGUCAAGAUACUUGCGAACAGUUCUGAGCCCUUCGCCGUCAAGUCCGGUGGUCAUAACCCAAACAAUGGAUGGAGCAGUGUCGCUGGCGGGCCUCUCAUUGCGAUGGAACGUUUUGAUCAGGCCAAUCUAGAUCGCAGCACCGGCGUUGUUGACGUUGGCCCUGGUAACCGACUCGAUGGUAUUUCAGCGAAGUUACAGGGUACUGGGUGGACGUUCGUGGGUGGGCGAAUUGGCAAUACGGGAGUCGGCGGCCUCGUCCUUGGUGGAGGGCUCAGUUACAUGUCGACUCAAUAUGGAUGGGCUGCUUCUUCGGUUCUGGAGUAUGAGAUCGUUUUUGCCAAUGGCACGAUCGGGCACAUUAACGGCGAAAACCAUCCAAACAUCUUCAGGGCGCUCAAAGGAGGUGGCAACAACUUCGGCAUUGUUACGAACUAUAAGCUACAGGCACAUCGGCAAGGCAACAUCUGGGGCGGAAAUCUGGUGUACCUACGCACGCCUGAGAAAGAUAAACAACUCCUCCAGGCAGUACGCGACUGGACCGAAUACAACGAGGACGAGAAGGCUGCUGUCAUAGUUACUGCCGAGCGUGCGAAUAUCAACGUUGUCGACUCUUGGAUCAUUUUUCUGUUCUACGAUGGUCCUUCGCCUCCGCCCGGGCUCUUUAAGAAUUUUACAGAUGCCAACCCGCUACUAGAUACAACGAGGACUCAAACCUACGCCGAUCUUAUGGCUACGAGCAACUGGGUUGUCAUCAAGGGCUCUGUCGUAGACAUUGCAACUGAAACGAUACCACUACCAUCCGCUGAAAACCAGGUCAAAGUCAUGGAGGGAUUGCACAACCACUGGCGCAAUAUAUCCAGCACCACGUUGCUCGUACCUGGUAUUGUGGCAUCCAUCGCCUGGCAGCCUUUCCCUAAAAAGAUUGCACAGAAGGCGAGGGAACUCAGCCCGGAUCUAAUUGACGCCGACGCUGAUGUUGACCGCAUCAUCAUCGAAAUGAACUACGCAUUCAUCCCGCAGUCGGAAUACGAGCCAAUGGCAAACACGAUGGAGGCUACAUACUCAGGUGUGAGGAACAGGGUGACGGCGUGGCAGGCGGACGGCACGCUUCCGCAAGCAUACUUACCAAUCUUUAUGAACUACGGAUUCUACCGCCAGGAUUAUUUUGGAAGACUGCGACCCGAGAGUCGAGCGCUGGCAAAAAGAGUGUCGGAGCAGGUUGAUCCGGCGGGGCUUUUCAAGUCCCGUACUGGCGGUUGGAAGCCUUGA